CAAGGCGGAGUAAGUGUUGUUGUUUCUUGUUCCAGGCCAGAAUUUAGACCCAGUAGUUUCAGAAGAGAAGAGAGGAGAGUCUGAUAUAGACGGUUGAGGGGCCACACACUCCUGGGAGCAUUUUUGGGAUUAUUUUCGCUCUGACUCGAUUUUUAUAAAUUUCUUCAAGGUUUUAUUUGAACAAAGAAAGAAGCAGCUUCUGGGCUCUAGAACAGCGCAGUAUUUGUUUUAAGGUGACUUUUGGACCCUAUUUGGAGGACUCUCGCACCCCUCCCCCUGUCAGUCCUCUGGCUAUUGGGAAGAUUGAGUUUGCUGUUAACCUAUUUAGGAAUGCGAGGAGUAAAAGUGAAAAGUUUAUCUCAGCUUCUUGCUGGUGAGCAGAACGGAAAACAAGCAGGGAAUUAGCUCCAGACCUGUGCUGACAGCUGAUAUGAGCCACAAUUUAAAUUGAUUUGAUUUGGCCCGUUGGUAAACUCAUAUGCUUUCUGAGAUGGGCUCCUAACAGGCAUCAUUCUGCCUUUUUAGGUGUGUUUACACAGAGUUAUGUGAACUUUAUCAGAAAAAAAAGGACAUAUCCCCACUGCAGGGACCAGAUCAGUUGAGUUUUCUGCUUUUCAAUGAAGGCACUACUUUAUCAUAACAGGUUCUUCUUCUCAGGAAUUGCGUGGACACAAACCAGCCCUAACAUUUGCGCGAAAACCUGUUAUUGACCGUGCAGAACUUGAAUGAAUCCCUCGUGUCUCUGCUAGAUGCAGUAGGUGUAACUUGGUUCUGCUUUUGUGGACCGAUUGUUCUCACAAGGUGUACCCUCACAAACAGUACCAAUAGACAUUGGACAUUCACAUUCAACCAGGACAGGCCACAUAAAUGUUGCGGUCCAUUCUGUUCAUCCCCUGUCAUCUGAAGGCUGUUGCAUCUCUGAAUUCCACCGGUACCUUUGGCUCUUUGAAGUAGUUGGCACAAUGAUGAACAAAGACUCUCGCUUCCCCAGGAAAGCUGUGCAUAGCAACACCUCCUCUCGAAGGCACUCAUGCAUUGGUUUUGAUGUUGAGAAUGGAUUGUCGGUGGGGCGUAGCCCUCUGGACCCCCAGGCCAGUCCCGGCUCCGGCCUGGUACUCCAGGCCAACUACGCCCACAGCCAGCGCCGGGAAUCUUUCCUCUACCGCUCCGACUCUGACUUUGACCUCUCACCCAAGGCCCCCUCGAGGAACUCCUCCACUGCCAGUGAGCUGGAAGAAAGCUUGAAGCACUGGGAAGUCAACUGGUUGUCUCGACAUGGAGAAGACAUGAUUGUGACACCAUUUGCACAGGUACUUGCCAGUUUGAGGACGGUAAGAAGCAACUUCGCCGUUUUGACCCACCAGCAAGAUCGUCAACCCAGCAAAAGAACUGGCAGUAACCCACCAUCCAUGUGCAAGACAACCUUGGCAGGUGUGACAGAGGAGCCGUUCCAGCAGCUGGCCGUGGAGACUCUGGACGAGCUGGACUGGUGUCUGGAGCAGCUGGAGACUCUGAAGACACGCCACUCUGUCAGCGAGAUGGCCUCCAACAAGUUCAAGAGGAUGCUGAACAGGGAGCUUACUCAGCUAUCAGAGACCAGCAGAUCAGGGAACCAGGUGUCAGAGUUCAUCUCCAGCACCUUCCUAGAAAAGCAACACGACAUGGAGAUCAUGUCUCCGCCCACCAAGGAGAAGACGGACAAGAAGAAGCGCCCCAUGUCCCAGAUCGUGGGGGUAAAGAAGCCUAUCCUGAUCCCCAGUGUGGCCCCCUCCAGCAUUCCCCGCUUCGGGGUCCCUUCCAGUCAGGAGAGCCUCCUUGCCAAGGAGUUGGAAGAGAUAAACCAAUGGGGUGUGGAUAUUUUCAAAAUAUCUGAAUAUUCUGCGAAUCGUCCACUGACAGUGGCGAUGUAUUCCAUUUUCCAGGAGCGAGAGCUGCGGAAGUCCUUCAAGAUCCCUGCAGACACCUUCAUCACCUUCAUGAUGACACUGGAGGACCACUACCACCACGACGUGGCCUACCACAACAACAUCCAUGCUGCAGAUGUGGUCCAGUCCACCCAUGUCCUUCUCUCCACCCCCGCCCUGGAGGCUGUGUUCACUGACUUGGAGAUCUUGGCUGCUUUGUUUGCCAGUGCUAUACAUGAUGUGGACCAUCCGGGGGUGUCCAAUCAGUUCCUCAUUAACACCAACUCAGAGCUGGCCCUGAUGUAUAAUGACGUGUCAGUCCUGGAGAACCACCACCUGGCUGUGGGCUUCAAGCUGCUGCAGGAGAACAACUGUGACAUCUUCCAGAACCUCAGCAAGAAACAGAGACAGUCCCUACGCAAGAUGGUCAUAGACAUGGUGUUAGCCACAGACAUGUCCAAACACAUGAACCUGCUGGCGGACCUGAAGACCAUGGUGGAGACCAAGAAAGUGACCAGCUCUGGAGUGCUGCUGCUGGACAACUAUGGAGAUCGCAUCCAGGUCCUCCAGAACAUGGUUCACUGUGCUGACCUCAGUAACCCCACCAAGCCCCUGGAGCUGUACCGCCAGUGGACCGACCGCAUCAUGGUGGAGUUCUUCACCCAGGGGGACAGGGAGAGGGACAAGGGCAUGGAGAUCAGCCCCAUGUGUGACAAACACAACGCCUCCAUCGAGAAGAACCAGGUGGGCUUCAUAGACUACAUCGUUCACCCUCUGUGGGAGACGUGGGCCGACCUGGUCCAUCCCGACGCCCAGGAGAUCCUAGACACGCUAGAGGACAACCGAGAGUGGUACCAGAGCAUGAUCCCCCACAGCCCCUCGCCUACGCCCGAGGCCCAGGACAAGGUGGGCCUGCCUGGGGGAGCCAUGGGGUCCGGAGGGGGUGGAUCUUCCAUCGCAGACAAAUUCCAGUUUGAGCUGACCCUAGAGGAGGAAGGCGAGUCCGACACAGAGAGCCCCCCAGAAGAGGAGGAGGGGUUCAGUAGCACUGGGGCGGAGCCUUCUAGAACUGACCCGGACAGCAGACUCCAUUCCGUGUCUGCCACUGCUCACCCACACUAUCAGGGGCUUUCCAAAAUGGCCACCUCUGUCCUCAAUCUCGGUGGCACGACUUUGUCCACCGACUCUGACCCAGACAAGGAGGCAGCCGAAGACAAAGAACAUGACCAAGAAGGUAAUGCCGGUGUGAGGCGCUUCAGGCUAGGUACAUAACACCAGUGCAAUGUUCUUUUUUGUUAGUUUUUUUUGUUGAUUUUCUGUGCCUCCCCCUGAACCCUUUACCCCCCCAUCUUUGGCUUCCUUGGACUGAAUGCAGGACAAAGCUGAGGUAGAGAACGUAAAGGGGGUGCGUUCAGGAAGUCUGCACUUACACAGCAGUCACCUUGCACUGGAGAGAGGAGAGCCCCACGGUUCCUAUUAGUUAGGUUGCAGAGAACAGGAAACCGUGCUUUUGAGCUGGUCUUUUGUGUUUUACCGAUAUGUUUCGGAGUUGAACAUGCGUCACCGUGUUUGGCUUACGUUUUUCAAGAGACGCUGAGGUAACCAACCUUCCUGUUUUGACAGCCAGGUCUACGACGAAGGAGCGAGGAAUUUUGCGGGGACACGUCUUCCUUUUGACUACUUAUGACUGCUUGAAACAAUUGACGGCGCGUUGAACUUAGUAACAACAAAUGCCAUAAUGUCUUUUGAGACUUUAUGCCACACAGCGCAAUAAACAGGAAUUUGGCCAAUGGCAAUGUUUGCCUGCCUUCACAACUGUUGAUGAUUUGAUAUUUUAUUCAAGGCCUUUCAAAAGAGUGCAGAAAGUGGUUUUUACUGGUCAACUGCAGACCUUACCAGAUAUGUACCACAAAAGGACAAAGUACAGAGCAGGCCUUCAGAAUGGUUUGAGGAAGAGAUUGUUUCAAAUGCAGCAGCAACACUUUUUGGGUACCACUGUUGCAACUGCUACUAGGUGCCUCGCAUGGGGUCUUGUGCUAAGAUUGACUGAAGCAGCAGCACUACAGCAGCAUUACAAACUCUAAAACAAUUGGUUUAGGGUCCGUUCUUCCUCACACAGUCCUAACCCGACCCGUUACGUGUACACCUACAAAACGAACCCUGAGCCAGUCGUUGUCGGGGCAUAAAAGUAAGACAAAGCUAUGCUGUUUGCACCUGGCGCCUCCCAGUGUUGAAAUUCGGGAAUUGAAGUCAGCCCGUGUAAUACAAUUCAAGGCAUUGAAAAUGCCCAUGCCUACUGUAAAUUGACUAUUGGUAUGUUAAUUGGAUUGGGUUUAGUUAUGGUUUUAUUGUACCCAAAGCACUUUGGGUUAAGACUUCAGUUAAGACUUCAACCCUUUUCUGUAUGAUUUUAUUUCUUGAACGUCACUCAAAGUGUAAACACACGGCUCUAUGCUGUAAUUGUGUGUGUAUCGUUAACCUCUUUACGGCACCCAUUUUCAUCAGUCUGCCUCCACUUUUAGCACUUUUACAAUUGAACUCACAGCCAAUGUCCUGCUUGAAAGGGCUUGUGCCAAUCCAUGAACACAUUGGAGGACGGUGUGACCAGCACUUACAUAGCCUGGCACAUUAGGAGAACUGGUUGUUUUUUGGGGGGAACCUGGACUAAGAUAAGAACUGUUUGACAGUAGGUCUGUGGACAAUGCCCUUUCAAGUCCAUUAUUGUUGUUACAACACAGUAGGUCUCACGUUUCCCACAGGUAACAUCACCACUGGUCACAUUUUCCACCAGUUGAAUUACCAAAUAAGAUACAUUGGUAGCAUGUACUAUGUCAUCUGGGUUUGUGAAGAAAAGGUUGUAAUAUUUGCCAAACUAUUUCAGAGAUGUGUGAAAGAUGUGCCACUCAAGCGCAAUUCUGUCAUGGGCCAGUUCUCUGUGCCAGAAUGUUUCCCCCCCUUUCCCUUUGUCAUUGGUCAAUAUUCUGCUCUUCACAGGGACAAAGCCAAUGACAGUACAAGUGCCAGGCAAGCAUGACACAAUUCGUACUGUAAUUUCCAUUUUGCCCCUGGCUAGUUUCCAUCAAUGACUGACUGACAGCAUUGUUGAUCACGUCUCCCUCCCUGUGCACUCGUUCUGUCCAAAUAGGUUUUCGGUUUCAGAACAAUUAAUCCCCCGAUAACUGUACUUGUCUUAAAGUAAGUGGUAUGUUUGAAUGGUUGGACGUUUUGAUGAAUUGAAUUUGUAAAGAAACCAAAGCACUCUGUAUGGUACUUUCACCAGUCUCUGCACUUCCAGCACAGUUGAGUGUAAUGUAACUUGACUCAUCCACGUUAGUUUUCUGUCUGUAUUCUGGUAUUAUACGGCCUGAUUAUUACAAUUGAUUCACAGCACAGGCUGGACCACUGCAGCUGAAAUAGGGGACUUGUUAGGUUAUGGAAUUUAACCUUUUUGUAACUAACCACAAUAUAUUUUGAUAAAUAUACUUUUUUUUUUUUUUUUGCUGCAAGAUUCAUAAGGAGAGUUUUCAAGUAACUAAGAUAAACUCAUCUGUGGAUGAAACACAAACGUUUAACCGCCAUCGUGGAGUACAUUUAUGUUGUGUUUUUACGAAAGAUCUAGAAAUGACACUUUCUGGAGCCUUAUAUUUGCAUAUGUUUUCUUUCAGCCUAGAUUUGAUAUAAGGUGGAGAGAAUCCAGUGUCAUGCAUAACGUAGCUAAGGAGCACAAACAGUCAAGAACUCAAGCAAGCCUUUCUGCCUUCCUCAGCUGUCAUGCAACAACAAAAAGUUCACCAGCCCUCGCAAUGACUGUCUAACAUUUAUUGUUUUGUAUAUUUCAUUUAUUGUUUUGUAUACUUUCCUCACAAUGCUUUGUGUACAGUUUAUUUAUUAUUUCUAUAUAUAUGUCCGAAAUGAAGAACUAUAGACUUUGUCGGAGGCGGAGUAUUUAUUUGUAGCUACCUUCUGAGCUUUGGGAGAGAAAAAAAAAAUGGGACAGAUUUCAACUACAGAACUCAACCAAAUGUUUAAGUUUUCCUAUGUCUGCCAUUAAAGAAAGCAAAAAUACUCAAACUUUCAGGAUUUUCUGGAUAACAUUAGUAGAGUAGGAGAUCCCAGUUUCAGACACGCCGUUCCUAUGUUUCUCUCCUGAACAGGUCUCAGUUUCCCAAAAGCAUCUCAAGGCUAAAUGGAAAUUAGCGUUAUGAUGCUUUUGGGAAACUUGGCCCAGAACACCUGUCUGCAGUCUCGACAAUCCAAACACAACUGUUUACUACGGGUUUCUAAGCGCUUACUGUUACUGUAUGCCUGUCCACCUUUUCAAUAAAGGAGUCUUCAUGCUUUUGA
This is a messenger RNA of Oncorhynchus tshawytscha (Chinook salmon), 6248 nucleotides long. Its product is annotated as cAMP-specific 3',5'-cyclic phosphodiesterase 4D. The transcript has 15 exons. Lineage: Eukaryota; Metazoa; Chordata; Actinopteri; Salmoniformes; Salmonidae. The record is from RefSeq and is a predicted model, not a curated record. Gene Ontology annotation, cellular component: perinuclear region of cytoplasm; cytosol; nucleus. Gene Ontology annotation, molecular function: 3',5'-cyclic-AMP phosphodiesterase activity. Gene Ontology annotation, biological process: signal transduction. The coding region runs from base 963 to 3176 and encodes 737 amino acids.